AUGCCAGCUCCUGCUCAUCGAGAUCAACACGCACAACGCAGGCCGAAUGACAAGCCUCACCACAACUGGAGAGCCAACGCUCAUCCUGUCGCCAGCUCUUCCAGGCAGCCCCCUCCUUCACAUGCACAGCCUCUCGCCAUCGCAACCCCUCACAACAGGCCAGCCCGGGCCACCGAGUCAAACGACAACGCCUUGGAAGUCAAGCCGUCCCUCCUAUCGUCCAGCUUCAAACGCGAACAAGCGACAGGACUCAGCGCUGAUUGGGUUCCGGGACAUCACCCUCAUCCUGACCCUCACUCGGCACAUGCGAUCAAGCCUAGCGGCAUUGGCAAUGGCAUCAUUGGCAGAGCGCCCGAGUUCGGCACCUCUCCCACGAAUCUGAAGGCGCCAGCCGCACCAGCCGCUCGUCAUCACUGGCCCUUGUCAUCUUCGCUUGAAAAGACUCAACAGCUUGGACCGGCGACGAGUCUGCAUCCCUUGCGCAUCGAGCCUACCGAGCGCUCGCGCUUCUUUCCCUCUGCAUCGACGCCGCUCAAAUCCAAUCAGCAUGGCCAGCUCCCUCUGCGAAACCACCACACGCAGCUCGAUAAAGACGGAGAUGACAACUGGAUGUUGACUCCGACCAGCUCCCUGCCCAGUAUACCCAGCACGCCAAAUCGAGUGCGUGAAACCAGCACUGAUCGACUGCUUGCUGGAGACAAGCCAACCGAGGUUCCACUCAAUGUCAAUGGACGGCCAACGCCCUCGAUCCGUGGGCCUGUCGAACACCUCCAAGCUUCCCUUCAUUCCACGCUCCGCACACCCAGCCCUGGCUUCGGCUCAGCUCGUCAGGACGCCAGCUCCACCGGCACAUCUCUAUUCAAUCGCGGUCUGAGCGUGAACGUGCAGGCUUCGCCAAAGCGGUCUCCUCUCGGGGCGUCCACUCAUUCGCAACGCCAGCAAGCCGGUACCAUCACAGGCAAUUCCGUGUUGCUCAGUCCCGUCUCUUCUCCAAGGCUGGCCCAUCGAACCUUGUCACCCAUGACGAGGCACCCUCCAGCAAUUCCUGAGGCGCAUGCCAAUGGAGACAGAGUGGUGAACAGCAUUGCAUCCAUGCUCAGUGGCGCCUCGCCGCAACCUCGUCCCGGCUCGGUAUCACGUCGUGAAUCAUUCAAUUCGGUGACCUCGGCUGGUGCUGCGCACACCAUGUCGCAUUCCCGAAGAAGCUCCGCCGUGCUCUCGCCCAACUCUCCAGCGCUGUCGACUCGCAUCGGCGUAUAUCGACCACCUCAUUUGAGGAAUCGCGACAGCAUUUCCGGGCUGAAGCCAAGUGUCGCCCAUUAUGAUCGAGUUCGUACUCCAAGUCUUCGUGGCCUUUCUCGAUCCAGAGAGUCCUCUGUCUCUCUGAGUCGGCCCACCAGCCGGCCGCCUUCGACGGUUCCCUUCUAUCACAACGAGAGCAUCCCUGAAGAUGGCCAAGCGGACGAUCCCGUGCGAACGCCCCUCCGAGGUCGGCAGAGCAGCAUGUCCAUUCAUCUGCCUGACUUGAUUGCCGAUCAGCAGCUACGCAAUGCCGCCGCCGCCGCAGCAGCAGCGACAGGGCCGGACAGCGGUCAAACCGAGCCGUUUGCAGCUAAUACGACACAUCUCUUGGAGCAGCCUCUGGACAGCGCUUCGCUCCUCGCCAAGCUGAGAGCUCAGCUGGUCCGAAGGGAGGCUGCGGCCUCGGAUGUCGCAGCCUCGGACUUCGACCGUAACUCGAUUGCGGCGGACGACAUCAACGAACAGGACUUCUUUGACCUGACUGAGAUGAUGGAGUACGGCGCAUCCGAGGGUCAUCUGCUGAGCCGACAUGCCAGCACUUUCGUCAUGGAGGGCCGUCCGCCCGGCGAUGUCUUCGAGAUUGGCGACCUGUUGGGACCUGGCCUCGAGCAUGACGGUCACGUCAUUCAGAUUGCCGAGACCACUCUCGGCUUCGUGGACCAGAACGCAGAUCUCACGGGUAGCAAGCUUGAAGUGGUCCGCAAGCUCGGCGAAGGAAGCUACGCCGCCGUCUAUCUCGUCAAGGAGGUCAGCGCUGAAGAAGCCGCGUCCCAUGUCUCCAACAGGAGCAUCUCCGUAUCUCCGUCUGCCUCGCGGUCCGACCUUCCCGACAAAACAAGCAAAGAGACCAACGACGAUGCGGAUCUCACGAUGGUCGCCUCUUCCGAGGACCUCCUCAGUAGCACCCUCAAGGCAGACGGCACUGGUAAGGGCGAAGGGUUCCACAAUUCGCCCGCCCUCGAGGAAAGGAGACGCAAGGAUCUUAAGGUCAACACGAGCUUGCGUCCUGGCAAGGAAUUUGCGCUCAAAUGCCUGUGCAAGCGCGAUUUGCCCGAAGACAUGCUCGAGGUGCAACGACUCGAGGCGACGAUCCACCAGUCAAUUCCCUCCCAUCCCAAUAUCGUGACGCUCUAUCGAACCUACGAGACUCCGGAUUGGCUCUUCUUGGUCCUCGAGUACUGUCCCGGCCAAGAUCUGUAUUACUGGCUUGAACAGGCGCAAGAUACUGGAAGACCCAAGCUCGACGACGAGGAAACACCAGAAAGGACGUUCAUUGGUCAAGACAACGCCGACACGAAGCCGGAUGGCGAUUCGAAGGCAUUCGAAGAUGACAACUAUGAGGUCUUAGGCUCGUCGCUAGAUGCUACACCGCCGUCUCCGUCCAUCCUCGCCUCAACCUCUGGGCGUGGCCUGCUUUCGAAGCGACGCAUCCGGCUGAUCGCCAGAAUGUUUAGGCAGAUCUGCGACGCUGUCCAAUUCUGCCACGAUCGAGGUGUCAGCCAUCGCGAUCUGAAACCCGAAAACUUCAUUGUCGAGGAUCGGCGCACCGUCGAGGAAAUGCAAUCCGCGUGUCCUGAUACCAGCAUCAGCACACUGGUCGACAGCACCCGCGAUGGCGACGAAUCGCAAGUGAUCGUCAAAAUGACCGACUUUGGUCUGGCGACGGCCGACGAUCGUUGCGACGACUUUGAUUGCGGUAGCAAGCCUUACAUGGCGUUCGAAUGCGCCAACAACGUCUCAUCGUCUUACGACCCCAAGCAAGCCGACAUCUGGUCCUUGGGCGUGGUGCUGCUCAAUCUGCUCUUCCAUCGCAGCCCUUUCACCGAGCCAUCGAUGAAUUGUGCCUCGUUCGCGGCGUACUGCGAAGACCCCGUUCGUUUCCUUAUGGAAUCGUUCGACGGUCUCACUGAGACGGUGGCACGCUACCUAUCCGAGAACGUGUUCUGUUCGGUCACUGACAGUGACGAUGUCGCGCAGAAGAGGAUCUCUGCUGGGGAAUUCUCUCGCUGGGCCUGCGGUCUGGUGGACCACAUGGGCCUCUCCGGGUCAGGUCCAGGGCGCAUGUCGCGAGGAGCCUCGGUCUAUGCCACGAUCCCGCUGAUGCAUUCGCGCACUGGGUCCAUGUCGACCUUGCCAUCCAUGCUCAGCUCGCCAAGACCUCGCGCUCGGUCACUGGCGCGAGACGCUGACCAGAUCCUCGCCCUCGACGCGACUGCCGAUGGCACCUUUCGCGCUGCAUUCAUGGACGCUGCUGCUGAGCGGCGCCGAAGUCUAUCGCCCUGUCCGGACCUGUUCACCCCUGACGUGCUGCCUUCGCCGACGUUCACGCCUCUGCCCCAUCCGUCAGAGCGAAACCCAUUCGACUUGCAUUAUGCGACUAUCGAGGAAGCCGUCGGGGGAACAGCAAACGCUGAUCGACACGAGCAGGACAUUCAGGCGGACGGAUCGGCGCCCAACGUAGUGCAUUCGCCGAAAGGCAUGCCGAAUGGAACUAUCGUCCAUUCCAAUGGCAUCGCGUCGGGCCCUCGAACAAAGGCCAACGAGGCUGGCAUCAACGGAGAUGCAGCUUUCGAUAGCACAAGCGUGGUAGCGAACGGUGGGGUCGACGCUGAACAAUCAACGAGGCCGGGCGAUGCGAACGUCGAAACCCAGCCUGAAGCCGAUGUUCAGCUCGCUGGAGCGGACGGUGACGGCAUUGCAAACGGCGAGACAGAGCCGGUCGACACAGCAGACGGGGAUGCGAAGGAGGGAGCGGAGGACGGCGACCAGGCCGAGAGUAUCACGACCUCGAAUCACUCCAAACGCAGAAAGCGAGGAGCGCGCAAAGGACGCACGCUUGCCAAGCAGCUGAAGCGAUCUCAAUCGAUCGAUGCCUUAGCGGACGUGGACGCCAACGAUCCAGCCGCAAAAGCGCGGGAACGCGAGCGCACCAUCCGAGAGCUGGCGCAGGCUUCCGAGAGUCUGGCUCGACAGAUGAGCAAGAUGACCAAGCCGAGCGAUGUGGUGGAUGGUCUCAGUCCGCCUCAGAUCACCUUGUCCAGGCCAACGGCCGAGGCUGCGGCGCGCUACAGCUUGCAAGGCCUGGCUCAGGUGGAUGCCGAGCUUCCACAAAUGGCUUCAUCGACAGGCCUGCCCGCGGCACGAAGCACCAGGACGACUGACGAUGUUGCUGGUGCCGCCUCAACUCCAGCCGCCAAUUGGGACUCUGCAGCAGCCCGACGGGACAGGAUGAGCGAGCAGCGCAAGACUGGCGGCACUCUCCUUGCCGAUGCGGAUCGGAGCCGUGUCAUGUCGUGGCGCGAUCGGAACCAAUCCGCUGCCACCCUGUCGUCGCUCACAUCGUCCGUCACGUCGGUUUCGAGCCACAGCUCACUCACGUCGGCGACUUCCAGCAUCUACUCGACCGCGUCUGCGCCUGCAGCUCUGACGCGCAAGGACUUUUCGGCGCGCAACCGAACACGCGGGAGUGGAUUUGGUCUGGACACGAUCUCGGAGCGCGAGAAGGCGGCGCCCACCAAGAAGGAAGUCGACGCCAAGUAUCUCGCUGGCAUCUUUGGAGGCGGUGAUGGUUCGUCACGAGACAAGACGCGUAAAGAAGCUCCUGCCAAUCGCUCUGGCGAUGCGCCGAGGGCGAUUCCGAGCCUCAGUGCUAUCGAGGCUGCAGAUGCCUCGGUGUCUGCGCCGACAAAGGUAGAGAAGAGCGACAAGGCAAGCAAGCUCUUUGGUCUUCUCUCGGAUGGGAGCGGCAGCAAGGUUAGCAAUGCGGCAACGUCGACGGAGAUGGAGGUACAGGCAGCAGAGCCAUCACCGCGUCUCCCUGCCGAGACUGUCGCUGUCCAUGGCGCAGGUCAGCGCAGCGUCAGCGUCGGCAGCACCGGUUCGACUACGAGCAAUCCUGGCGUUGCCGCUUCGUUUGUCUCUCGAUUCCGCCGACCCGCUUCGUCGUCGUCGUCAUCGGCAGCUAACAAGGCCGCUUCGAUUUCGGAGACAGAUGGUGCUGCAGCCGGAUCAACCGCUGGCAGAUUCCUGGGCGCAAGCCUGGGGAUGCGACGUGACGCGUCGACCAGCACGAGCAGCCUUCAUCGGGUCAAGGAGGAUGGCAUCGAUUCAGCACCCGCCGUCGCAUCCACCACCAGCAACGGCAGCGGCGGCAACAAGAACACACCCACAGACGACGCUGUCCCUGUCGAUGCCGCAGCGGCUGCCAAGGCGCCCAAGAAACGUGGCAUGGGCAAGUUCCUGCUCGGCGUUCGUGACAGUAUCAAGAACUUCUGA
Messenger RNA from Kalmanozyma brasiliensis GHG001, 5577 nucleotides. Its product is annotated as Protein kinase domain protein. Lineage: Eukaryota; Fungi; Basidiomycota; Ustilaginomycetes; Ustilaginales. The transcript has a single exon. The record is from RefSeq and is a predicted model, not a curated record. The coding region runs from base 1 to 5577 and encodes 1858 amino acids. Gene Ontology annotation, molecular function: protein serine/threonine kinase activity; ATP binding. Gene Ontology annotation, biological process: protein phosphorylation; intracellular signal transduction.